UCAACACACCUGCCUGGCCUGGUGCUAUCAUCGCCAGCUCAUUCGUGCGAGAGGUAGCGUCAGCCCUGAUAGGCCGUCCCCAGGAGGCUUUCCCUCCUCCGCCGCCGCGUGUGGGUGGUGUUUUCGUCUUGAAAGCGGCGGAGUUUUUCUGACGGGUGUGUGUGUCGGGUGUCCGCAUCAUUCCAUCGUCGUAUCAUACCGAGAACGGAAACACCAUCCUCAUCGUUUGAGGAGGCACGGACGGCGGUCUCACAGAGCGGCAGAAGCGAUGCUGGGUAUGAUCCAGUCAGUGUUUGCAAGGACCAGGCAUGCUUGUCGGCGAACAGGUGCUCGCCUCUGCGGCCGCAACAGCGAGUGCGAUGAUGGCAACGGUGGGUGCUGCUGCUGCGGCGGCGGCGGGAGGCCGGAAUCCAACGGCGGUAAUAACGGCAACGGCAGCAGCGGCGGCGGCGGCGGCAGCAGCUGCCGUAGUCGUCGCGCCGGUCCUUGCUGCAGCUGGCUGUCGUCCUUGCUCCUGGGCUGGGAUUGGCUUCCCAUCGCCACUUCCGGAGCUCCUGUAGCCGGAGGCGGCGGGCAGGCCCUGGGGGGAAGUGCCUCCGCAGCAAUUCCUCGCCACUCGUCGGGCGGCACUGGUAGAGGCGGCGGCGGCGGCGGCGGCGGGGGCGCAGUCGGUGAUAUGGCGGUGGCCUUGGGGUCGGGGGAUACGGGGGGAGUGAGGGCCACGCGGAGACUGGGGACUUCUUCCUCGUCAUCGUCUGGGCCCGGCGGCGGUAACGGCGGUGGCAGCGAGUGUUCCAAGCCUCUUCUGUCGCACAGCAAAUCGGCGGAGUUCCGAGAAAAAGAGCGGCGUUUCAUCAAAGGCCGUUUCGUGUUGCCCGGGAGCGACGUACAGCGUAGAAUAGCUGACGCCAUGGCCGAAGUGCUCGCAGCCGGGGAGAGGGCGAUGUCCGGAACCGACGCCAGCGGCGCUACGGGCGGCGCAAUUGGCCCGAACCGGAACCAUUCCGGCGGAGGUGGCGGGGAGGGGUACCGGGAAAUUACCGACCGCGGACCCCAAUUUGCGACCUGCCAUGGAGACGCCUUAGACAGCGAUAGCGACAAGAUAGCGCAUGACGACCAAGGCCAGUUUCGGUUGCCGUCGUCGUCGCAGCCUGCCUCCUUGGACGCCACCGCAAGAGGGCGCAUGAUGCCGGCAGGCGGCGCAAUCGGUUCCCCUUCGCAUCUUCGAGCUUCUCCCCGACAGGGCACAUGUAAUGAGGGCUUUCGUGGUGGAUCGUCCGCGGUGGCAGGCCUCGGGGGGAGGCGAGCGCCCGGGGGGGAAGCAGAAGAGGAAAGGGAAUGUGUCAUCUGCAUGGAGGAGUUUUGCAAGGAGGACCCCGAAAUGUUGACGCUUUGCAGCUGCGGCGUGAACAAGACGUUCUUCCACUACGCGUGCCUGCUGCAGUGGCUGUCGAAGCACUCGUACUGCCCGGCCUGCAGAGGAUACCUAUUUUUCGAGGAACGGCGCCGGGGCGGCGGCGAUGACCGUUCUCAGGACCGUUCCUCCAUCGCCGCAACAACGGGCACCACCACCACCGUUGGCGGCAACAGCAGUAGAACCGGCGGCAGGCUGGAGCCCCCCGCCCCUCCAUCCAGCAGCGGGGAAGUGCUUUCUAACGAGGAUUACCGGAGAGCAUUCCGACGGGCGCUUCGCGCUGGUCUGGGUGGCGAAUCAUCGCCAUCGAGCCCCAGAGGUGCCGGGGGGAACGUUGAGCUACUCUAACAAACCCCAUCCUUUCGCCCUCGCCCUCCCUAGAGUUACCUCGAGGGGCCCCGGCGGGUGGUCUCUAGGGGCCCCGGCGCAUGGUUUUUUGGGGGCGUGGGUCGUGGUUCCCGGGAACCCGGGGGGUGUUUUCCGGCGGGGCCCUUCGGGGUGGUUUUCCUCGUACGUUGCGGAGGAGGGCUUUGAUUAUGGAAAUGGUGGCAGACCAUACAUACGCGGUGAGUGUGUGCCGUAGGUCGCAUGACGUGAGAUUCCACACGCCCGCUGGACAAACUUGUAGAGAUUACGCCACGGCGAAGAGCACGCCAGGGUAGUCGAACAAUGCGUUAUCGGGAAGCUUUGAACGAGAAGGGUUCGUUCCGACGCCGACAUUUCCAGCACCGCCACCGCGGUCUGCUUUUUGCUGCCUGCGGAGCGGCAUCAGCAGAAGUGUGAAAAUCGGUCCACAGCGCGUGAUGUGCCACGCGACCCGCGGCAGUAGUAAUGUAUUGCUUCGGCGCGGUUGUGGCCGGUAUGUGGAGCCUUACUUCCUUCGACCUCAGCGGGGCUCACUGGUUGAGGGUGGUGGUGGGGGGGAGGGGUUUGGGCAUCACCAGUGGGAGUACCCCAAGACCCAACCGCCCCCGUCGAAUUCCUUGCAUGGCCGCUCUGGAUUUGUCUGUCACAUAGAGUAGUCCUUUCCCCGUUUGUUUUCUGUCGUGCUUCUGGCCGUGUUGAAAAAGGGUGUGUAUGCCCCACGUUCUUUCGAAGGGAUUAUCUAUUGUUUUUCCCUCUCCCGCUCAGCGCUCGUGUACAAAGUCGCUGUUUAUCUCAGGUUUCGGGAAGCUGUCGUUUGCCUUUUAUUUUUUUUUGUAUUAUUGUUGGUUUCCGUUUGACGUAAGCAUGAAGUUUUGUUGGCAAGGACCGAACAGGGCGGCGGCGGCGGUUGUGCCGUUGUUUUUGUGCUCGUUCUCUUGAUGGUAAAGAGAGACCGCCUGGCCACCCGCUUGCGAGUGAAUCUGAACGCCAGCCGGACAGAUUUUGAUAUUGGAAUGUGCUUGUGACGGGGAAAGUAACGCCUCCUCCUCCUGCUCGUCAACUCUGCACGGCUUGGGCGGGAUGUACAUACUUGCUCCACAGCGAUUGUGGUGCUGAGAUUUUUUCGAGGUGGGGCCGGAGGCGACCUUGGAGCAGAGCGACAACAAUGAGAGAUUGCGAUGGGCCUUAUAGGCCAAGUGCCGCGAGGGAUGAGGCAGUAAGAAGGGAUCCAUUAGAGUCUGACAAGCUUGCGUGUUCAUGGGUGCUUUUCGCCUGCUUGCCGUUCGUUAGACUCUGCCUGAUUCUCGAGUCAAUUGAGCAUAGCCCUUGGGUAUGUGCCGUCGAUGUGUUGUGUCUGUAGAGUUUUUGCUAAUUGUUUUCAAAAGUCGUUCGUCGCGUGCGUUCACUCCCUCUUGCUGAUACGCUAUUAUAUGCUCGUCCACAGGGGGUAAGUCCACCUUAGACGAGCCGAAUCCAUGGGGCCGAGUGACGGGUUUACGGGGACGUCGGUAUGUCGUCCCCACGUGCUCCUUUUCUCGGAGGGACGAGCGUCUUGGGUGGUUAGUCCGUGUCCUGUAGGUCUGGCGGGCAAGCGUUAUGGAAGGAGGGUUGCUAUCGUAUCACUUUUGUCGACGAGGCUGCGCGUGUUCUUUCCUUCUCUGUGAAAGAUACAAGCACGUGUCAUCGUGUGGCGGUGGGGCCACUUUUCCAUGUCUAGACUGCGGAAAGUGAUGAUGAUGCACAGAGUUUAUUGUUCUGCCUUGCCUUGUUCAGUGGACGAACACACGUAAAAAACGAUCAAGUCAAGGCUC
This is a messenger RNA of Ectocarpus sp. CCAP 1310/34, 3591 nucleotides long. The record is from the annotation of a GenBank genome assembly. NCBI's taxonomy places the organism in Eukaryota, Phaeophyceae, Ectocarpales, Ectocarpaceae.